AUGAGCUUCAGCGAGUGGCUCUCGACCGAAGCGGUCCGCGCCGCCACCACGAGCCUGGCGAUCUGGGCUGCGAAGCCCGAGUGUCCUCCGUGCACCUGCAAGCCCUCGCUGGUGUGCGGCAGCGGGCUGGAACCUCACAGACAGGACUGCCCACCUCAGGUGGGGACCUGGCCGCUGUCAGCCGUCGUGCUGGCCGCGGUGCUGGGCCUGGCCGCAGGCGCGGUGCUGGGCCGCGGGUUCGCUCCGCCUGCUCCGGCGCGGGCUCUGGCGGCGAUCGACCAGUUCGAGGAGGAGGCCCGGGCCCAGGCUGCUCUGGUUCGCGGGCGGCUGCAGGUCGGGGGGGCGAGGAUCUGGCACGAGCGCCUCAUCCUGGCCUUCCAGCCCGUCGCGCCGUUCGGAUGCGGGAUCCUGACCCCGGACGGCCACGGCUACGUCGAGGUCAUCGCGAAUGGAGGCGCGGACGUGGCAGAGUUCUGCAUCCCGGCUGGAGGCGCCGCUGGAGGCAACUCGGCGGCGACGGGCGGGGAUCAGGUCUACCGGUUCCGCGCCCUGCCUCUGCCGGCGGCCGUCGCGGCCGCGGCCACCGCCACCCGGGGCACUCUCGGGCUCGCUCCGGGUCCGGCCGUGGCCCUUAACACCGUGGGCCGGGUCAUCGCGCCGCCGGCCCCCGCGCCUGCUGCUGCUGGCGCCCCUGCCGCCGCGGGCGGCCCGGCCGCUGGCGGCGUGGCGGGCCUCGCGGCGGCCCUGGGUGCGCCCGCUGCGGUCGGAGCCCCGGCCCCUGGAGCAGCGGCGGGCGCGCUCGUGCCGGCCGCAGCGCCCGCUGGGCCCGCGCCGGGAGGCGGGCUGGUGCCGGUGGCCGCAGCUCCCGCGGCUGGCGCUCCGUUGGCCGCUGGGCCCGUGGGCGUCCCCGCACCCGCGGCCGCCGCGCCCGCUGCCGCGGCCGUUGCGCCCGGAUGGCCUGACCUAGGGGCAGGCGCCCUGGCGAAUGCUUUCGCCGCGGUGGCGGCGGCCCCUGGCGGCGACGCGCGGAUGCAGGCCAUCGUCUUGGACUCCCAAGGGGUCCGCUACGUCGACUUCAGGACGGCCGUAAUGAGGAUGCACGAGUUACCUUGGCAUGACUGGCCGCUCAAAGGCCCCAGAACGUUGUUGUGGGUGCUGAACUACAUCUGCCGGAACGGUGGCACACCCCUCGGUCGCCACACCAAGUGGAAGGCCGAGGCCUACCUGGACGACGAGGACCCGGGGGUAGACGUGCACCUACUGUGCUGCAGGCUGUUGGAGUUCGGAGUCGUGUAUGAUCAGACUCAUGCGACCAAUCUAGCUUCUAUGGAACUGGUCGGCCGCACGCUGCAGACCCAGGAGGAGCUGUACCGCGACAGGUUCGCGCCCACGUCCGAGCACGGGAACGACGCUGCGCUGCUGUCCGGCGUCCAGGACGCGGGCAGCGGCAUCUGCAUGGCCCCGGCGCUGCGCGACUGGCUGGCCGCCGAGAAGUCGCGCGAGGCGGCGAUUGCCAAGGAGCGGCGCAAGGCCGUGGCCGCGGCGGCCGAGGCCGUGGGCGACGGGGCCGUGGGGGCGGCAAUACCCCAG
Molecule: messenger RNA, 1590 nt
Organism: Prorocentrum cordatum
Lineage: Eukaryota; Dinophyceae; Prorocentrales; Prorocentraceae
Source: the annotation of a GenBank genome assembly